AGCUGAGUCUCGGGGUUUUUUUUUACUCUCUGCCUCUCUGCACAGCUAAACCAGAACAGAUUCCCUUUGCUUGCAAAGACUUCCAGUCAGGAGACCCAGGAAUAGAGGGGCGAGGGACAGAGGCAGAAGGGGGAGAAAGUGUGAGGGAGAGACUGAAAUAAAUAAAGAAAGAAAGAAAGAAAGAGAAAGAGAGAGAGAGAGAGAGAGGGAGGGAAGAAAAGGCAUCCAAGUAUCUCACCGCAGAUAGAGAUCUGCAGGCAGUUGCCAAGCUACACAUAAGUAAAUGCUCGCAAAUUCAUGAAGUAUUUCUUUGUGUUUCAACUAUCUUCAGACUGAAUAUAACAACUUGAGGAACUGAGGACAAAGAGCCAAACGAAAGAACUAAGCAUUUAUUCUUUUCUUAUCAAAAAAAAAAUAAAUCUCGAGGGUGAAGAUAAAGAAUACGAGAGAAGUAAUCCGACUUUACUUUUUAAAUUGACUUUUCUCGCUGGUGUUUGAAGGGGAUUCACUCCAGGGGAGCCUUGGCCGUUAGUAAUGGUGACUAGAAGACUCCUGGGGCAUGUCCUUCUCUCCAUUUGUUUGACACUCACAACUGGAGCCCCUUCCAGCGAGCUGACUGAGGAGGAUACAUCGACUCAGGGCAAAUGCACCCGGUGCUGCGAUCCGCAUGAAUACCCCACGCAUCCAACUGUAGCACCCAACCCGGCAUCAGGUCCACAGCAAGACGGUUACUACCCACCAUAUCCCAUGGCACACAUCCAUCCGCAUAUCAACAUCACCAUUCUCAAAGGGGACAAAGGUGAAAGGGGCGAACGAGGGCCUCAUGGAAAACUUGGCAAGGAAGGCCCAAUAGGAUUACAAGGCCCAACGGGAUCUAAAGGAGACCGGGGGCAAGCUGGCAUCCCCGGGGACUCCUACAAGCAGCACUAUUCAGCCUUCUCGGUGGGCCGCAAGAAAGGACUGCACAGCAGUGACUACUACCAAACCUUGGUCUUUGACACGACCUUUGUGAACCUCUACGGUCACUUCAACAUGUUCAAGGGCAAGUUCUACUGCUACAUCCCAGGAAUUUACUACUUCAACCUCAACAUCCACACGUGGAACUUUAAGGAGACCUAUCUUCACAUCAUGAAGAAUGACCAAGACAUGGUCAUUUGCUACGCACAACCCAGCGAUCGCAGCAUUAUGCAAAGCCAAAGCAUUAUGCUGGAGCUGCAAGAGAACGAUGAAGUUUGGGUCCGACUUUACAAACGCGAGCGGGAGAACGCCGUCUAUAGUGAUGAUGUUGACACUUAUGUCACAUUCAAUGGCUAUUUGAUAAAACCCAACAUGGACUGAGCCACCUCUUAAUUUCUUUUACUCUUUCUCUCUCUCUCUCGCUCUCCCUCUCUGUGGGGAAACAUUGUCCGUCAGGGGAAGACCAUUAAGUUAUAAAUGGAACCAUUUCCUCAGCUUCCUGAAAAAAAGUCUUCAUUUACUUACCUGGAAUCUCCCAUGUUGUGUUUUUUUAAAAAGAAAAGCCACAUUGGUAUCAAAAAAUAUAUAUACUUCUUUAAAGCAAAGAUAAAAAGACCAAAAAUAAAGUGUAAAUUUAGGUCCUGCAGCUCUCUUCUAUAUAACAGAUAAAGCACAAAAGUCCAUUGUGUUAACACUUAAUGUCUCCCAUGGCAACACGGACUUGGAACCAAGAUCAAGAGUAGUUUUCAAUGAAACAGGGUUAAUUGAAGGACCAGGGUGUGCAGGCAUAAUCCAGUCCCCCUUUUAAAAUCACAGUUCUACUAUUUUUCCAUUAAAUAAAGAAGACCCUGCAUUUAUAUAGCACCUCUCACGACCUCAGGAAGUGCCAAAAUGCUUUACAGCCAGUGAAAAAAAUUUUGCGGACAUUAUUACAAUGUAGGAACCAUGGUGGUCGAUUUGCAUAGCAAGCUCCCACAAACAACAUGAUAAUGGCCAGAUAAUAUCCUUUUAGGUGUUGGUUGAGGGAUAAACAUCAGCCUAAGCACAGGGCAGAACUCUUCCAAAUACUGCUUUGGGAUCUUUCACAUUCACCCUAGAGGGUAAGGUCUUUUCUGAAUAAAAAGCACCUUAGAUGAUACAGCACUCCUUCAGUACUGCCCAAAUUCGGAUGAGUGUAUUCAAAUUGGAUGGUGCUAAAGGGAUAAUGUCAUAUGUUGCACGUCGUGUUAUAUAUCAACUUGUUUAUAAGCACUUCUGUGCUCUUGACACCUAGCACUACCAUGAUGUGUUGGUUUUGUGUGCUUUAUAUAUCGCAGAACAAUGCAGAGGUGACACUAGUUUCUUGGGAUGGGAUGUGGGCAUCACUGGCAAGGUCAGCAUUUGUUGCCCAUCCCUAAUUGCCCUUGAACUGAGUGGCUUGCUAAGGCCAUUUCAGA
This is a messenger RNA of Carcharodon carcharias (great white shark), 2393 nucleotides long. RefSeq names its product complement C1q tumor necrosis factor-related protein 1-like. The coding region runs from base 535 to 1338 and encodes 267 amino acids. Gene Ontology annotation, molecular function: protein binding. Lineage: Eukaryota; Metazoa; Chordata; Chondrichthyes; Lamniformes; Lamnidae. The record is from RefSeq and is a predicted model, not a curated record. The transcript is spliced from 3 exons.